Molecule: messenger RNA, 1723 nt
Organism: Amphiprion ocellaris (clown anemonefish)
Lineage: Eukaryota; Metazoa; Chordata; Actinopteri; Pomacentridae
Product: potassium channel subfamily K member 16-like
Exons: 5
Coding region: 257-1129 (290 amino acids)
Biological process (GO): stabilization of membrane potential; potassium ion transmembrane transport
Cellular component (GO): membrane
Molecular function (GO): potassium ion leak channel activity
Source: RefSeq, a predicted model, not a curated record
UCAGCCUCUCCAUGUACAGCUGGUGGAAGGCCACCCUAUAGCAGCCUCUUGUUCACUUCAAAUCCAUUUGUGACGGUUUCCUGCCCUUCUCUGAAAAGAAUGCCACAGUUCACAGUGACGAACAUUUUCUCAGGAGACCACAUGAGCUCUGUGUGUUGGAUCCCAGCUCUGAUUCUUUUGUCUUUCUGAAGUGAGUAACCGCCGUCGUGAGUUUGAGCAUCAGCUGUUGUGUCCUUUCUGGUUGUGGGGGAGGUUGAUGGCGAGGUUCCAGUUGGUCCCCGUCAGAUUGAGCUGGACGGCACUUUUGGCUCUGGCCCACUUGACGUACCUGCUGGUGGGGGCGAUCGUCUUCCAGAUACUGGAGCGAGAGGCUGAGAGCAACAACCGAAACCACUUCCAGCUGGAGAAACUCUACUUCUUGGCUAAUUACACGUGUCUGGAUGGAGAAGCCUUGGAGAAAUUUGUUCAGGUGAUUUUACAUGCCUGGGAAACGGGAGUGAAUCCCUCAGGCAACUCAACGAAUCCCAGCAACUGGGAUUUUAGCAGCUCCUUCUUUUUUGCAGGAACAGUAGUCACAACCAUAGGCUAUGGUAACCUCUCCCCAAGCACUGUGUCUGGUCAAGUGUUCUGUGUGUUUUAUGCCCUCUGUGGGAUUCCACUGAACCUGGCGUUCCUCAAACAGCUGGGGAAGUGUCUCACCGUCCACCUCGGUCGACUCGAGAGGGGGAUGGUCUCAGUCGUUCCCCAUAAGCAAGCAGUCGAGGUCAUAGCGGUGGGUUUGUUCUUCAUCACUGGAAGCCUGCUGUUCCUGGUCGUCCCUCCUCUGCUGUUCAGUUACGCAGAAGGCUGGUCGUUUGGAGAGGGCUUCUAUUUCGCCUUCAUUACCCUCAGCACCAUUGGCUUUGGAGAUUAUGUGGUGGGAACCGACCCCCACAAGGACUACAUCUCUGUGUACCGCAGCCUGGCAGGGAUUUGGAUCAUCUUCGCCCUCGCCUGGCUCGCUCUCAUCUUCAGUGUGGGAGCCAGAAUAAUGGAGCAUGUGUUUCUCCUGACCCAUCCAGGCAUCAAGAAGCACGAGGAGGAAGAGAACGUGCCAUCCACUAAACUAGAAGACUCAUCCAAGAUCUGACGCUGGACUGUAGAUAGACAUCUACCAGUAAUACUGACUGGCUAGAAGAUAUUUUGUGGUUGUUUUCUGUACUUGCUGUAUUAAAAUGGCAGCAAAGUAACAUAAAUGGAUGGAGCAGCUAUUAGUUUGUUAGCAAAUACAGUUUUUGUAUGAUAUGUGUCCAUGUACAUACUGUAUAUUCAUUCUGUGAUUCUGAAAUUUGAAUAACAUUAAAGGCUUUUGUUUUCCAGUUCUACCUCAAUGAAGCCAAAGAGUUAGAAUCUUGAUAACAUGUUUAAUAAAGUCUUGUGUGGGGUAGGUAUUGUGUACUUUUUCCACUCUCCAAAAACUGUUGUGAACACUUGCUGUGAAUUGUGUUUUUUUGUACUCUUGUUUAUGUACUUUUAAUACUCAUCCUCAUAAUUAGAUGUUCAGACAGAAAUCACAGAUUUGCAUUAUUUCUUUUGUCACAUAUGGAUAUUGUGUGUGUUCAUGAGCCCGUUAUCUGAAACAAACACAGGAAUCAAGAUGUGUGAUGUGCUGGAAAAAAUGAGGAUCUCUUUGUCAUGUUUGUACUGCUUGUUUAAAACUGACAAAAUCCACACUUCAACAUUG